Arachis ipaensis is the source of this 1836-nucleotide messenger RNA. Its product is annotated as putative receptor-like serine/threonine-protein kinase At4g34500. The record is from RefSeq and is a predicted model, not a curated record. Lineage: Eukaryota; Viridiplantae; Streptophyta; Magnoliopsida; Fabales; Fabaceae. Gene Ontology annotation, molecular function: ATP binding; protein kinase activity. Gene Ontology annotation, biological process: protein phosphorylation.
AUUCACUGUUUUCACACUUUCUUCUUCUUCUUCACGUCAAUGGCGGUUUCCGGUAACUCCUCCGGCGAACCUCUACCUGAAUUGAACACAACAUCAUCGGUUCUAGGCGUGAAGCUCGUGGUUCUAGUUGCAAUUAUCUUCAUUGCGAUCGUGGUAACGAUCUUGCUCAUCUUCUUCUUCUGCUUCAGAAGAAGCAGAACCUCCUCUUGCAGAAACCACAGAACCCUCGGGAAACAUAGCUCAGGAACAAUCCCUCUGGUUUCAAAGGAGAUCAACGUCGUCAAAUCCCUAGAUCUCGAACAACAACAGCAACAGCAACAGAUUCUCGAAGACGUUGUUGUUGUUGAUGAUGAUCUAAAGAAGAAGAAGAAGGAGGAGGAGGAAGGUGAAGGCACCAAGAAUAAAAAGAGUGAGGGAGAAGGGAGUGAUGACGUGUCAAUUUCCGGUGGGAGAAGGAGUGAGGCGUCGUCGAUGUCGGUGGAGGAUCCGAACAUCGGGUGGGGGAGGUGGUAUAGUCUGAAGGAGGUGGAGGUGGCGACACGUGGCUUCGCGGAGGAGAAUGUCAUUGGUGAAGGUGGCUAUGGGAUUGUAUACAGAGGAGUUCUGCAAGAUGGUUCUGUUGUUGCCGUCAAGAAUCUUCUCAACAACAAGGGUCAAGCGGAGAAGGAGUUUAAGGUGGAGGUUGAAGCCAUUGGAAAAGUAAGGCAUAAGAAUUUGGUUGGGCUGGUAGGAUAUUGUGCAGAAGGUCCUAAAAGGAUGCUUGUUUAUGAAUAUGUUAACAAUGGAAAUUUGGAGCAGUGGCUGCAUGGUGAUGUAGGACCAGUUAGCCCCUUGACAUGGGAUAUUCGGAUGAAGAUUGCCAUUGGCACUGCUAAAGGGCUAGCUUACUUGCAUGAAGGCUUAGAACCCAAAGUUGUGCACCGAGAUAUAAAAUCCAGUAACAUUCUUUUGGACAAAAACUGGAAUGCCAAAGUAUCCGAUUUUGGACUUGCCAAGCUCUUAGGAUCCGAGAAAACCCACGUGACUACGCGUGUAAUGGGAACAUUUGGAUAUGUGUCACCUGAAUAUGCAAGCACCGGUAUGCUUAAUGAGCGCAGUGAUGUGUAUAGCUUCGGAGUUCUUCUCAUGGAGAUAAUUACAGGAAGAUCCCCCAUUGAUUAUUCUAGACCUCCUGGAGAGAUGAAUUUGGUUGAUUGGUUCAAGGGAAUGGUAGCAAAUCGUCGUGGUGAAGAGUUAGUCGAUCCUUUAAUCGAGGUUCAGCCCUCUCAAAGAUCCCUGAAGCGAAUGUUACUCAUUUGUCUUCGCUGUAUUGAUUUGGAUGUUGUUAAGCGACCAAAGAUGGGUCAAAUUGUUCAUAUGCUUGAGGCAGAUGAUUUUCCAUUUCGUUCUGAAAUUCGUACACUUAAAGAGAAAGACAAUGUCCCUUCUUCUGCAGAUGUUUCGAGUAAAAGAGUGCCAUAUGAAUCAAAAUAUGCAGAGUCCAUAGGAAAAUCAAGAUGGAAAUAACUGCUUGUAUUUUAUUUUUGGACACGCAAACUAAGGAGAUCAAAUUGUUUGUUCUUAUGAUUUUUUGUAUGCCACGAACAAAUUAAAUUAGUCAGCAUUGUGCAUAUAUGCUAUACAGUGUAGUCACUUGUUCAGGUCAUGCACCUUUUUUGAUGUAUUUGUUUAUCUUGGGAACAUGGAAGAGAUGAGCCUUGUAAAUAUGUAUCUCAAGAUAUAUCAAUUUUCUGUCUGCAUGUCGAUGUGUUUUUGCAAUAUUACUAGUGUGUGUCAUGAAAUGACAUGAAGGAACUUGUUAGGGAUGGUACACUCUAACAUUUGUGGGUUUACUAA